AUGACAGAUUCUCUUGUAUCCCGGUUCGCCAAGUUGAACCCUCUAUCAAAACUUUCUGCUGGGGUCUACGACGAGGAUGUUGGAGAAGAAGUUGACGAAACCACCAUUGCGGGGGGAGGCCACGGUGCGCGACAAACGACUAUUACUAAAUCCCAGUUACGAGUUAGCCACGCAUUAAAGUCGUUCCUUAUAAAGAACAAUGUGCUAUCCGAGGAAGAAGCAGGAAUAGAGUCGGAGCAGCCCAGCACCGCACUACGAGCAUUACUUGACAAGUCGCACAUUGAAGUGCCCUCUAUAGUGACGGACAGAUCCUUUCCACUCCCAGAGUAUUUUAUAAGCUCUAGCCAUAAUACAUAUCUUCUAGGCCACCAGCUUAUUGGUCAGUCUUCUGCUAAUGCUUAUGAGACCGCGCUCAAUGCCGGAUCUCGGUGCGUUGAAAUUGACGCCUGGGAUAAUGAGGACGAUAAAGAAGAGCCUAAGGUUACGCAUGGAUACACGCUUGUUUCCCAUAUCCCAUUCCGUGCAGUAUGCGAGACAAUACGCAAUGUUGUCGACCGAGAAGCGAUGCAAUCUAGCAACGCGGAUGGAUACCGGGCGGCACCAAUCAUGCUCUCCCUAGAGAAUCAUUGUAGCGCGUACGGGCAGCAGCGACUCGUUGAAAUCAUGAAGGAAAUUUUCGGCCAUCGUUUAUUGAACAAAGCUAUCAGGAUAAAAGGCCACCAGGAGCAAGCCGGGGACAGUGACCCAGUCACCUUAGCGGAACUAGGAUCGAAGAUAGUUCUCAUUGUCGAAUACCACUUACCUGAGGAAGCAGACACAAGUGAUGAUGACAACCCUAACUCUGACGAUGAUGAGGUAAGACAGGCACAAGAAGCUUAUCAGACCAAAAAGAAAGAAGCUAUCCCUACUAUAAUUGUUCCAGAGCUUGCGGAGCUGGGUGUUUAUGCCCAAUCCGUGAAACCGAGAGACAAUUCUUGGUUUGAAGGUGUUCUAAAGGACGCCCCCAGAAACCACUUAAUCAACGUCUCAGAAAGUGGACUGGCGUCAUAUAUGCCGGCAGCGAACCAGAUGAUUGCACGGCACAACUCUCGGCAUUUGAUGCGCGUCUUUCCGAAGGGUACACGUAUCUCUUCGAAAAACCUCAAGCAAGUUCCGUUCUGGGGUGUUGGAGCACAAAUCUGCGCGAUGAACUGGCAAACUUUCAAUGCUAGCAUGCAGAUCAACGAAGCCUUAUUUAGCGGCACUGACGGCUACGUCCUAAAGCCUGCAGCGCUGCGGGCGGGCGGUAGCAUGAGCCUCAACACUGGUAGAAAGAAAAAGCUAGUGCUGCAUGUCGCAGGAGCAUCAGAUAUACCUCUAUCAGAAGGCCAGGAAGAAGAUGAUGUCAAGCCGUAUGUUACCUGCACGCUCGUUCACACAGAUGAGUUAGACGGCAACCAUCCCAAGAGCAAGACCAGCCCCUACAAACACCACAAACUAGGAUUCCUCCAUAGGGGCGAGAACCCCCCACCGACAGACCCGAUCUGGGAUGAGACGCUUGAGUGGGAAUAUGAGGACAAUGAGCUAGUUUUCCUCCGUAUUCUACUCAAGAAUGACGUCAGCUUUGCAGAAAAUCCCGUCUUCGCAGUUGCGGCCGUGAGACUCUUAUACGUGGUUCCUGGCUGGAGCUUUAUUCGCAUGCUGGAUUUGAAGGGCCGAGAGACCAAGUGUUCGUUGCUGGUGAAGUUUGACUUAAGCGACGUCUGA
Daldinia childiae is the source of this 1746-nucleotide messenger RNA. Its product is annotated as 1-phosphatidylinositol 4,5-bisphosphate phosphodiesterase 1. The transcript has a single exon. Gene Ontology annotation, biological process: lipid metabolic process; phosphatidylinositol-mediated signaling. Bases 1 to 1746 code for a protein of 581 amino acids. The record is from RefSeq and is a predicted model, not a curated record. Gene Ontology annotation, molecular function: phosphatidylinositol-4,5-bisphosphate phospholipase C activity. NCBI's taxonomy places the organism in Eukaryota, Fungi, Ascomycota, Sordariomycetes, Xylariales, Hypoxylaceae.